UGAUUUUCAUUGUAACGUGGUGUUGUUGAUUUUCGAACAUUAUCUUGAAAUAAUUUUUUUUCCCCGAUAAUUGAUAUUAUUUUUCAUAGAAUUGGAAACCGUAUAUUACUUACCCAAUAUUGAUCACUGGAAGUAAAACCUCUCUUUCAUGGCAAAGGUAGUCAAAAUAAAGAAUGGAAUCUCAAGUUCAUGAAGAUCUUUUGAAAAUAAUACAAGAUUCAUCUCUCAAAGCUAAUACAAGAGCCCGUGGAUUUGAAUAUCUUCUGGGGCUUUCAGCAACAGAAGAAGGAUUGUACCAAAUCAUAGCUUUUCAAAAAUAUAUUCCUUUCCUUCUAAAAUUCAUUGCAAUCAAUGAAGCACAUGAGUUUCUGGUAGAAUUAGCUCACAAAUGUUUAAUCAACAUCUCAGCUAGUCACGAUGGAGCAUCAGACAUAAUUAAUUCAGAAGAAGACUUAAUUCUGCUUCUUUUGAAUAAAAUAUGUGAUACAACUUAUAAAUUUGUAGACUACACGUGCUAUAUAUUAUCAAAUUUAGCAACAUGUAGUGAGAUUUUAAAGCAAAAGGACUCUACCACAAAUUCAAAUUUGCUAGACAAACUUCUGGAAAAUUUCUUUUCUAAUGAAGAGGAAACAAGGGACAAAUAUAAAUUUUUAGCUUUAUAUUUUGCAACAAUUUCAGGAUAUCCUGAGAUAAUGAACACACUAAUAAGUAAUGAAAAAUUUAUCACAAGUUUUGUUCAUCAUAUAAAUUUAAAAGAUCCUUAUGUACGUCGAGUGGGAAUAGCUGUAACGCUGAGAAAUCUUUGUUCUGAAACUAGUGUUCAUAAAUUACUCAUUGAAAAGGAUGUUCUUUCUGUUUUAUUAUUACCACUUAUGGGCCCAGAAGAAUAUGAAGAGGAACACAUGGAAAAGCUACCAAUAGACUGCCAGUAUUUAGAGAGCUCUAAAGAAAGAGAGUCUGUUCCUCAAAUCCGUAGGGCUUUAGUUCAAGCUUUAUCAUUGCUAUGUUAUACAGAAGAUGGAUGGAAUUACCUGAUAACCCAUUCUGUAUAUUUUGUUAUAAGAGAUCUUCACAAAUGGGAGACAGAUCCAACUACAAAGGAAGCAAUUGAAACUUUGGUUGGCUUUCUGCUUGUUGAACAAUAUGGUGAAGUAAAUACCGCAGCUGGAGGAAGUGGAAUUUUGACUCCAUCUGUAACUGAAAUUGUUAAUGAUCUCCCUGAUUUUAUUGUUAUGUAAAUAUUAAAAAGCUAUUUUUUCUUUUA
This is a messenger RNA of Argiope bruennichi, 1264 nucleotides long. Its product is annotated as protein HGH1 homolog. The coding region runs from base 174 to 1238 and encodes 354 amino acids. The transcript has 7 exons. The record is from RefSeq and is a predicted model, not a curated record. NCBI's taxonomy places the organism in Eukaryota, Metazoa, Arthropoda, Arachnida, Araneae, Araneidae.